This is a messenger RNA of Striga asiatica, 300 nucleotides long. NCBI's taxonomy places the organism in Eukaryota, Viridiplantae, Streptophyta, Magnoliopsida, Lamiales, Orobanchaceae. The record is from the annotation of a GenBank genome assembly.
AUGCAAAUUUCAUGGAAAACGUGGCCGCAAUGGAGUUUCUUGCCGGAGCCCAACCCCUCCAAACAAACCGUACACUCACGGCCGCUCCCCGUAACCACCGUCGGCAUUUGGUUGACCAUGGAUACGCCAUCGGAAGUUGACUUUUCGGGCAUAGUCAAGGCCAAAUCCAGGUCAAACAAUUCAUCCAUGGCGGUCAACACAACAUCGUCACGGCGGCGCAAGUUUGAUGUGAACCGGCAAUUUCUUGACUUUUUUUUAGUUUCCAAGAAGGGCGACAGCGAAUUGCUCUUUAUCACACCA